AUGGCAACAGCAUUAGAAAAAGCUGUCUUGCAGCAUCAAAACUGUACACAAUCAGACGGAGCACCUGCUUGGCAAACUUAUCUCGAAAUCGUGGAAAUUCCAAAUAAAGGAAGAGGGUACCGAGCAUGCUGUGAUAUACCGUCACUGACAUGUAUCAUGCAUGAUACACCACUUGUCUCUCCUUCAUUUACAAGCACAGCUUUGAUAAAUAAUAAACAAUCAUAUCCUGCUCAUAUCAUGGAAUAUCUCGUCUUACAAGUGCUUGAAAACAAAGAAUACUUUGAUUUGCUUUCUCCGCAAGUAGCUUCCGGACGGUUUUCUCAAGAAGUAUCACCUUAUCCUUCCCGAGAAGAACUGUGUAUAUCAUAUUUGCCGGAUGCCUACCUGCCUCGAGACGAACGUCAAGUCCUUUUACUUCAGCGAGGCUUUGAAUGCCGUUGUGAACGCUGUUCAACCGAACCGAUUUUUGAGAAGGAUAUUCCUUUAACGGCAGAUACAAAUUUAUCGCCAUUAUCUAACGAAAAAAUCAUUCCUCUACGUCAUCGUUAUGAUCAACUUAUGAGUGAUUUUCAAUCAACGUUUGGUCGAAGUACACCUUGGUCACGCUUAGUAUGGUUAAUGGAAGCCGAGGGAUGGUUGACAGAUGCUGGCAAACCACCGUACCAGCUACAUGAAUUUCAUUGGUUGGCCGUGCAUAUCUACAAAUUACUGCGUGAUCGGUACAAAACUAUGUACCUUAGUCAUGCUGGUGAUCGUGAAGCUAUGCGAAAAAAAGUUUUGCAUUAUGGGAAAUUAGUUAUUCGUGCCGAGUUUGCAGUGCUUCAACCGAUGGAUCCUUGUAAGCAAGGAGUAGAUGCAUUUUUAGACGACUGGAAUGAUAUGGAUAUGCCCAAAAAUGGUGCAUGGAAAUUAUUGAAAGAGCUUGAGCCGAAUGCAGAACUUAUCAUUAAACAACUCAAUGAAUGA
Molecule: messenger RNA, 966 nt
Organism: Adineta steineri
Lineage: Eukaryota; Metazoa; Rotifera; Eurotatoria; Adinetida; Adinetidae
Source: the annotation of a GenBank genome assembly